Molecule: messenger RNA, 267 nt
Organism: Paramecium sonneborni
Lineage: Eukaryota; Ciliophora; Oligohymenophorea; Peniculida; Parameciidae
Source: the annotation of a GenBank genome assembly
AUGCUACUCAUCGUCCUAAUCUAUAUAACUCCCCAAACUAUUAUUAUUUAAUUUGAUGCAAGCUUUAACAUAAAAAAUAGUGUUUUCAAUGCAAGUUUCAAUGCAUUGAAGAUUGCAAUAUAUGUAAUCAAGGAUUAUGCAUUUUAAAAUGUGAAAAAAGAUAUGAGUUUAUUAAUAAUAGUUGUCUCUCUUUUUGUGAUGAUCAAAUUGUCUCAAAAAGAAGAGGAUUGUGAUGGUAAUUUCUAUCCUUAUCCUUAUGAUGGUUGA